Molecule: messenger RNA, 937 nt
Organism: Xylaria bambusicola
Lineage: Eukaryota; Fungi; Ascomycota; Sordariomycetes; Xylariales; Xylariaceae
Exons: 3
Coding region: 1-924 (307 amino acids)
Source: RefSeq, a predicted model, not a curated record
AUGGACCCCCUGCCGUGGACACCACAACUGGACAGCGUUCUCGACGACACAGUUUCAGCUGAAGCAUGCUUGACGGCCGCAGACCUGGUCUAUCAAGUUCGCCUUCAGCUACUCUCUGCCAAGGCUAUCCAGCUUCAUCAAAUGUUGCAAACGCAGCUGAAUCAUGGUGCUCGGGGGGGGACACUAGCAGCUACGACUUUCAAAGAUGCCAAGCUGCUUUAUCAAAAGCUACAAAAUUUCCGUAUGGAACCCCCAUUGUCCUCUCAUUGUCACGAGUCCAUUCAAGUCCAGCUAGAGCAUUUUCAUCAUGUGGAAGUGCUUAUUCUAGAAACUAUCCGCGCAUCUACUCUGAUUAUUUCGUGCGUCGAUGUACCUGAAGCCACUAAGAUUCACAGUAGUGGUGACGACGCGUCCAUGAGGAACAAUAUAUCGAUGGGACAAAGUGACUUGUCAUACAUGUGGCAAUCCGUUCUCGCUAUUAGUGUCUGUACUUCUGCUCUCUUGAGCCUUGAGCCGCCCAGCUUCCUAUCCAUAGCUUUCUUGCAGUGCGGUCAGCUCGCCUGUUGUAUUGAGGUGCUACAUCAACUGGAAGAGUUGGAGGACUCGCGAAUUGAUCGCGCUCACGCACGGGCCGUCAUAGACCUACCCGUGCUCCUGGACCGCAUCGCCAAGAACCUUGAGAUGACUGCGAUUGAGGCGGGCGAGCAGGACAUGUGCCAUCCAGGCGGCGUAUUUACCCAGCUCGCGACAGGCAUUCGAGAUCUUCGUUCAUGCCUACAAUAUACCGCCGUCGAGCUUACGCGGCCAGGCCCAGCCGAGGUGUCAGGUUGUGGAGGUAGUAAUGUGGCCCAACCACUUCAGGGGCACUUGAAUACACAAGGCCCUGCCGGCCGCUUUUGGAUGAACCAACUCUUUCUAAGUUAAAUUCACCAACCGG